AUGACUUCGCGGCUCAAGCACAAACUCGAGCUCGAGAAUGUAAACCUCAAGAGCGCGUAUUUGAACGAGUCUUUCGUUAAGAUUGGAACACCACUGCCAGCGCUCAGCGAACACAAGAAGGACAAGCAGGAGUUCUUGCCAGCAUGGGAACAAGAGGUCCGAGAUGAGAAGGGCCGUCGGCGCUUCCACGGCGCGUUCACUGGCGGCUGGUCCGCGGGAUACUUCAACUCUGUGGGCUCGAAGGAAGGAUGGACUCCGUCCACCUUCAAGUCGUCGCGUUCGAACCGCUCCAAUUAUCAGCAAAGCGCUGAUGACUUCAUGGACGAGGAAGACCGGCAGCAAAUGAACGAGGACCGGCAGCUGCAGAACACCGAAACGUUCCAGCAUGACGCGUUUGCGGGGGAGCGCGAGCUAGGCGAUAAGAGUCUGUCUUCGGCGCUCGAGUCGCUCGUUGUCCCGGCCAAGUCCUCAAUUGGGCACUCGAUCCUGCAGAAGCUAGGCUGGCGACCGGGGCAGGGCAUCGGGCCCCGUGUGACGCUACGCAAGCUUAGGAUACAGCAGGGGAAGCUGGGGCGUGUGCGUGCCGGCCUCGAGACGGAGACCGACGACUCAACCGAGGCGAGCAAGCACAUGUACGCGCCUCGUGAUACGACAUUGCUUGUCUACGGCGCAAAGGACGAUAAGGAGGGACUGGGAUACCAGAAGGGACGGGGGAUGGGCGCGAUUCCGCGAAAGCGACCAACGUGGGGGGCGGGAGAGGACGAUGACGACCCCUACAGUGCAGACGCGACGGACCAGACGCACUACGUCUUCGAUAACGAGGAUGUCGGCGAUGAAACGAUUGUUCUUGGGCAGCCGGGUGCCCCUGAAUCCGGGGGAGAUGAGGCGCGCUCUGGUUCGAACACGGCCAGAUGGCACGAUGGCCGACCUGUGUUGACUGGCUUCGUGUUGGAUCCCAAGGGCGUGCCCAAGGAGACAUGGUGGGCUUUCCCUGACAUUGCAAGUGAUUGGAAGCCCAGCCCCACUACCGUGUGGGACGCGGCGAAGAAGUCGGACGAACAGCCUUUGCAGGGAACAGUGAACGGCGAAACACCCCGCGGGGCACCAGGACGGCUGCUCUCGCACGCGCAGCGCGGCGAAGCCCUUGGAGAAGAGCCUCGAGUUUCUGCCGCCAAAUCGGUGUGGGAGUACAUCUCGGAGAAGGAUCGCGAACGACUUCAAGCAUUUGCUGCGGCCGCUAAAUCGAAGGCAGUGCCACUGCCAUCCUUGUCGAUGGCGCCGGAGCCUGAGCUUCCACCAGAACGAGCUACGGACGUGGUCAUCCCGCCACUGUCCCCAAGGACGGCCUCUGCAGCUUUGCAAGGAUUCAUGCCAUACACGGACGACGGGCAGAAGCAAGAGCGAUACAGGUCAUACCUGCGGUCACAGACAUACAACACCAAGUCGCCGUUUCCCACCCUUCUUCCGUCCGCCAGUGUCGAUGAUAUCAACCAGGAGCUCGAGACGUUCGCACAGUCGGCGCGCAUCUUCCGCCCGAUGUCGUACGCCUUGUCGUCACGAUUCGCGUCCGGUAGCACGUCUCUCUCCAACAGCGACUCCAAAGUGCCCCGGCCGGGACUGCACCUCUACGACCCAUCCAAGGCAGCGGUCGAGUUCGCGAAGCCACAGCACACGGAGGUGGAAGUGAAGCAGAAUCUCACCCCAAGGGAACAGGCGGCACAUGACGGAGACUAUGGGCCACUGACGCGCGUUGUGAAGAACUUCUAUCCCGUCAAGCUUGUGUGUCGCCGCUUCCACGUUACCGAUCCUCAUCCCGAUGGCCCGCCUGAGGGGGAGAAGAGCGGGACAGCCACUCCUACCACGUUCCAAAGCGUCGAGCCCAUGUCGUUCGAAUCGCAGUUCACUCACCAGGCAGGGACAGAGGUGGAGAACGAUGUGCCAAUGCCGACUUCACGGGAGGACGGAGAGCACGUCCCAACCAGUUUGGCUGAGGUCGGUAUGGCAGAUGACGCAAACCAGGGCCGCGACAUCCUCACGUACACCAAGCCCAGCAUCGACAUCUUCAAAGCUAUCUUCGCCAGCGACGACGAGGAUGAGGACGAGGACGAACCAACCUCGAAAGCUGUCGCGGUUGUGGAUGAAAAGCCCAAGGACCCAUUCCCUGUCGAUGAAGGGCCGCUCGACUAUAACACCUUCAAGCCAGUGUUCCGUCGCGCCGGUGAUGACAAGAAGGACGAUGAGGGGAAAAGGAAGAAAGACAAGAAGAAAAAGCGGAAGGGCGUGUUGUCCUUUGAUGUAGGGGACGACGGAGACGAAGGAAUCUCGGUCAAACCCAAGAAGAAAUCUAAACCCUCGCGUAGGGAUGACGAUGCCGGAGUGUGGGUCGAGAAGGUUGCCCCUGGCCAGCAGCCUGAACCUGCUCCAACUCCCCUCUCUGCCGCCCGAGGAGGCGCUACCUCCGCACCUCCCGGCCAGCAAGAAGCCGCAGCCCGCAACCCUUCGCCUAUGCGAGGCGGCCGGAAGGGAGCGGCUGAUUUCAUGUAG
This is a messenger RNA of Cutaneotrichosporon cavernicola, 2544 nucleotides long. RefSeq lists its product as uncharacterized. The record is from RefSeq and is a predicted model, not a curated record. Gene Ontology annotation, biological process: mRNA processing. Gene Ontology annotation, molecular function: RNA binding. NCBI's taxonomy places the organism in Eukaryota, Fungi, Basidiomycota, Tremellomycetes, Trichosporonales, Trichosporonaceae. The transcript is spliced from 8 exons. Bases 1 to 2544 code for a protein of 847 amino acids. Gene Ontology annotation, cellular component: nucleus.